Messenger RNA from Pyricularia grisea, 246 nucleotides. RefSeq lists its product as uncharacterized. NCBI's taxonomy places the organism in Eukaryota, Fungi, Ascomycota, Sordariomycetes, Magnaporthales, Pyriculariaceae. The transcript has a single exon. Bases 1 to 246 code for a protein of 81 amino acids. The record is from RefSeq and is a predicted model, not a curated record.
AUGCGCAACGACUUGCGUCUUGCCCCGGAAGUCGUUGGCACCAAGCUUAGCCAAGGCAUUGAGAAGAAUCCUUGGCGGCGCGUUGAGGCUGCCGGUACGCGUGAUACGACCGCCAGCUCCAGUUUUCCCAAAAUCGUAUUGAACCAGCCCACCAUAGUGACCUGCAGGCUGGCUGAUUGCGACGUCGCCGAGCCGAAUAUCAAUAUCCUUAUCGAGGUUCGGGACUCCACCGCCGAUGCCGACUAG